GGUUCAGACCAGGGUCCGUUUAAAACCGGACCGUUUUAGACUAAACCGGACCAGGUUCGACAGCCCGGGUCUGUCAGAAAUAAAACCCGAGUCAGAUCCGGACUAAUUACAACCAGGUUUUAAUUCGGUUUGAAGUUCAUUGACCAAAACACUGACCAGAAGGACGUGUGUAGUUGGAGCUGAACUCAGUUUGUUUUGAGAUUUCACUUGUUUUAGACUCAAACUGAGUCAAACCCGGGUUUAGUCCACAAAUAAGAAUAAGAAAUGAACUAAACCGUGUCAGAGGAUCAGCUUCAGACCAGACCUGAACCUGGGAUCCACCAGGACCAGGACCAGGACGAACCUGAAGAGGAACCAGAUCAUUCAGCAGUGUGAUGUAAAGCGAUGCUCUCUCGGCCAUCAUGGCCAGUGUCACUCUGCGGUACUUCUGCUAUGGCUGCCUCGUCACCUCGGCCACCUGGUCCGUCCUCCUCUUCCUCUACUUCUCUCUGGGGCCGGAUCCCGGCCGUGGGCGGAUCCCCCUGCAGCACCGCAGCCAGCCAAUCACAAAGGGCGUGGCCGACCGGAAGGCGGGGCGUCGGCCUCUGCCUCUGCCGGCCCAUAAGGGGGUGGAGCUAUCCCCAGAGAUGGGUAUGAUCUUCAACGAGGCGGAUCAGGAGGUCCGAGACACCGGGUACCAUCGACACGCCUUCAACGUCCUCAUCUCCAACAGACUGGGAUCCCACAGAGAGCUGCCCGACACCAGAGACGCCCAGUGUCGUGAUAAGGCAUAUCCAGCGGUUCUACCUUCUGCCAGCGUAGUCAUCUGUUUUUUCAAUGAGGCGUUCUCCGCCCUGUUGAGGACCAUCCACAGUGUGUUGGACCGAACGCCCACCUACCUGCUGCACGAGAUCAUCCUGGUGGACGACCACAGCGAGCUCGAUGAGCUGAAGGAUGACUUGGAACGCUACGUCCACGACGAGCUGCAGGGGAAGGUCAAACUGGUGAGGAACGACAAGAGGGAAGGACUCAUCAGAGGACGCAUGAUAGGAGCCUCGCACGCCACCGGUGAGGUGCUGGUCUUUCUGGACAGCCACUGUGAGGUGAACCAGGCGUGGCUGCAGCCUCUUCUGGCGCCCAUCCAGAAGGACCGUCGGACCGUCGUCUGUCCCGUCAUCGACAUUAUCUCGGCGGACACGUUGGCCUACUCACCCUCGCCAAUUGUCCGUGGGGGGUUCAACUGGGGUCUGCACUUCAAGUGGGACCCAGUUCCCCCCGCCGAGCUCAGCGGACCCGAAGGAGCCGCCGGACCAAUCAGAUCUCCCACCAUGGCAGGGGGCCUGUUCGCCAUGAACAGGAAGUACUUCAAUGAACUGGGCCAAUACGAUGCUGGCAUGGACAUCUGGGGCGGAGAAAACCUGGAGAUCUCCUUCAGGAUCUGGAUGUGUGGCGGUCAGCUGAUCAUCGUUCCCUGCUCCAGAGUUGGUCACAUCUUCAGGAAGCGGCGUCCAUAUGGGUCACCUGGAGGACAGGACACCAUGGCCCACAAUUCACUGCGGCUGGCGCACGUCUGGAUGGACGAGUACAAGGAGCAGUACCUGUCUCUGCGUCCGGAGCUUCGUGGACGUGGUUUUGGGGACAUCAGUGAGCGUUUGUCUCUCAGGAAGCGUCUUCAGUGUCAGUCCUUUAAAUGGUACCUGGACACCGUUUACCCCGAGAUGCAGACGGUCGCCAAUGGCAACAAGCAGCAGCCACUGUUCAUCAACAAAGGACUGAGACGACCCAAAGUCCUGCAGAGAGGACGGCUUCGUAACCUAGCAACAGGCCGUUGUCUGGUGGCUCAGGGUCGGGCCAGUCAGAAGGGCGGGGCCGUCGUCCUCAGACCAUGUGACCCCAGAGACCCUGAACAGGACUGGGCCUACGACGAGGAGGGUCAGCUGGUCUUGGCCGGUCUGCUGUGUCUGGAUGUGUCCGAGAUCAGGACGUUCGACCCCCCCAGGCUGAUGAAGUGCCACGGCUCAGGGGGGUCGCAGCAGUGGAGUCUGGGGAGGUCCAAUCGUCUCUACCAGGUCUCUGUCGGUCAGUGUCUCGCCGUCGCUCAGCCCAUCGGGCCCAAAGGCUACGUUGCCAUGGCGAUCUGUGACGCCUCGGAGACGCAGCAGUGGCAGCUGGAGGGCUGAUGACGCCGCGGCGAUGUGAUGACAUCACAGAGACAAUCAGCUCAGGACGGUUUCCUGCCCUGGAGGGCGUGAACCUGAGGUUAAAUGUGAUUCUGUUAAUGUUUACAAUCAGACUGAACAUCAUCAUCAUCACUUCUACAGGACACAUGUGGUGACCUUUGACCCCCUCAGUGACAGUAUUACGGUUUUUAAAGCUUGUGUUUGUGUUGUUUUAUCAUCAAUAAAUCUUUAACGAUAAUGACAU
Molecule: messenger RNA, 2403 nt
Organism: Sphaeramia orbicularis (orbiculate cardinalfish)
Lineage: Eukaryota; Metazoa; Chordata; Actinopteri; Kurtiformes; Apogonidae
Product: polypeptide N-acetylgalactosaminyltransferase 11-like
Exons: 12
Coding region: 402-2159 (585 amino acids)
Biological process (GO): regulation of Notch signaling pathway; protein O-linked glycosylation
Cellular component (GO): Golgi apparatus
Molecular function (GO): polypeptide N-acetylgalactosaminyltransferase activity; Notch binding
Source: RefSeq, a predicted model, not a curated record